CGUCGUCCUACCAAAAGCGAACGUUUAAAUUAAAUUAAAACAACAUUAAGUGCGGUUGCCAAAAAAAUAUCAAAUACGCUAAUUGAUGUCCAGUGUGUAAUAGAUUGUUUACAUAUAUACAAGAUGCAUAAAAAACAUAGGAAUAAGAAAUCAAGAAAAAGCAGGUCGCAAUCAAAAGUUGUAGAAGACGCUUUAGAAAACCAGGAAAAAUAUGAAAUAAAAACGUCAAAAGUAAUGGGAAGAUACAUGGUUGCCACUACAGACAUAAACCCUGGAGAGGUUAUCCUAUCGGAAGAAGCCAUUGUGGUUGGACCCUGCGUUCAUUGCAAACUGCAAUGUUUGGGUUGUUAUACCGAGUUGGGUGGUAAAGUAGUGAGGUGUACAGGUUGUGGUUGGUUUUUGUGUUCCCUAACUUGUCCUGGUUCGAAUAAAAAGCAUGGCCAUACAAAAUUAGAAUGCUCCAUACUGAAAGAAACAAAAUCCUCCAAAUAUUUUGAUGUUAAAACUGCCCAAAACCAUUUAGCUGCUAUAGUACCUCUAAGAUGCCUCCUACUAAAAACCACCGAUCCCUCCAUGUAUGACUUCCUAAUGGAUAUGGAAAGUCAUACAGAAAUAAGGAAAUCCAUUCCUGAAAUAUGGAACAAUAACCAAAUAAAUGUGGUAGAUAGAAUAACAAAACAGUGGGGUCUCACAGAGUUUACCCCAGAAGAAAUACAUGUAAUUUGUGGAAUUUUGGAGGUGAAUUGCUUUGAAAUUGGCCAGCAAGACGUCAAUAUUCGAGGCCUGUAUCCUAAAGCGUUCCUCAUGUCUCACGACUGCAUACCAAACACCAACCAUUGCGACUCAGAUGAUUAUAGAUUGACAGUUAGAGCUUCUGUUUCUAUUGGUGAAGGCUCACCAAUCACGUUAAGCUACGCUUACACCCUACAGAAUACUCCAAAAAGGAGGGAACACUUACUGGACAACAAAUUCUUUGAAUGUAAUUGUUCGAGGUGCCAGGACCCUGCUGAACUAGGGGCCUACAGUAGCGCCCUCUACUGCCCAAAGUGCUCUAAAGGGCUAGUUCUAGCAAACAACCCCUUGGACUUUGAAACGUCAUACAGUUGCACCUCUAAAACCUCAGGAAAAUGCGCGGGUUACACCAUAACAAAUAACUCCAUGAAGUUACUGAUAAAUAGGGUUUCCGAUGAGGUGGAUAAUAUAAAUUCCAAUGACGUUAAAGCCAUGGAGUUCUUUAUAAAUAAGUAUAGGAACGUUCUGCACCCCUACCAUUACAUUUUCCUGGGGGUUAAGAUAUCCCUCAGUCAAGUGUACGGUAAAAUUCAAGGCUAUCUCAUAAACGAACUCACAGAAGACCAACUACAACGAAAAAUAGAUAUAUGCAACGAAUUAUUGUCUAUUUUCGACAUCAUUGAACCAGGCUACACCAGAAUAAGAGGGGUGACUCUAUACGAGCUACACGCACCUCUUAUGAUCCUGCUGACGAAAAAGUUCGAGAAAAAUCUAGUCUCGAAACAGGAGCUCAAAGUGAAGUUGAGAGAGGUGGUGAAGUGCCUUUUGGAGGCUAGCACCAUUUUGGGUAAUGAGCCCAUAGCCUCCUCCGAGGGUAUGAUGGGCUUGGCCGCCCAACAAGCCCUCUUGCAGAUUAAAGAUUGGGAAAAAAUUGUGGGCAGAAUUUGAAAUGUGAUUAUUUGUUCUUUGUUAAUAAAUAUUUUUAUUAUUUUUGUUAUUUACUAUUUUUACCUAAAUUUGAUAGUUUUUAAGGUUAUUUUUG
This is a messenger RNA of Brassicogethes aeneus, 1774 nucleotides long. Lineage: Eukaryota; Metazoa; Arthropoda; Insecta; Coleoptera; Nitidulidae. The record is from the annotation of a GenBank genome assembly.